Messenger RNA from Hibiscus syriacus, 411 nucleotides. RefSeq names its product dual-specificity RNA methyltransferase RlmN-like. The coding region runs from base 1 to 411 and encodes 136 amino acids. Gene Ontology annotation, biological process: rRNA base methylation; tRNA methylation. The record is from RefSeq and is a predicted model, not a curated record. Lineage: Eukaryota; Viridiplantae; Streptophyta; Magnoliopsida; Malvales; Malvaceae. The transcript has a single exon. Gene Ontology annotation, molecular function: iron-sulfur cluster binding; catalytic activity.
AUGCCAAUCAAUCGGAAGUAUAAACUGAACCUUCUUCUUGAGACCCUUAGGGAGGAACUAAUGUUCAAAAAUAACUACAAAGUUCUAUUUGAAUAUGUAAUGCUUGCGGGAAUUAAUAACAGCAUUGAGGAUGCUAACAGGUUAAUCAAUCUUGUGAAGGGUAUUCCCUGCAAAAUCAAUCUUAUUUCUUUUAAUCCUCAUUCUGGGUCUCAAUUUAGACUUAGCAGCGACGAGAAGAUGAUCGAGUUUAGAAAUGUUUUAGCCAAAGGUGGUUGCACUGUUUUUAUGCGAUUUAGUAGAGGUGAUGAUCAGAUGGCUGCGUGUGGGAAGCUAGGGAACCCUGGUUCAAUUCAAGCACCCUUGCUCCGUGUUCCAGAGCAAUUCCGGGUGGCUCUCAACACCGGUACAUGA